AUGCAAACAACCAGUAAUCUUUCUACAUAUAACCUCAGUUAUUUUACUGCUACUUCAAGCAAAUCAAUCUCAGAUGACAAAAGCCAAAAAUUACUGUCAAAAAUAGAAUCUACAAUAUGCCGUCUACCAGACUUGGAUCCAUGGGACGAUAAGGCCAAGAAGUUCAUUGAUAAGUCGCUAAAUGAAAUGGACGGAUGUGAAGUUAAGUUUGAGUUUAUUACCAAACUAAUCAAUGGAAGGGUAGUUCUGGAUAGAGAUGAAGAACAAAAUGCUACUAAAUGUGCAUUUAGGUACGUUGGGACCUUAUAAUACUCAAUGUUUUAAAAUGGAAAUAAACUUUACUUCUACAAAACACUAAGUAUAACAAUAUGCCGCUUAACACUGAUAUUACAGGUGUUUUUAUUCAAAAAACGACUAUGAGUUCACUUAUGGUACGAUUUAUGACAUUUCUGUACGUCCAGACUGCGACGUGCUUGAAGUAAACUGUACCAAAGAGUAUGUUAACAGAAGUCCAUAUAGUGUUCUUCAUACUCAAAUCUAUAGAAAAGAGUAAGCAUACUACAACAUUUUUACACACUUUUACUUUUAUCUUUGAAAAUAUGUCUAAUCCUCUACAUUACAGUAUCCCACCAUUACCUUCGCCUACAGUACAACCCAAUGUCUCUACAACAACACCUCCAGACAAAAUCGAUGUUAGACUACCUCAGAAGACAUCAUCAAAACCUACAGUUCCUCAAAAGCCUGACGUCCAUCUUCUGAUUCUGGAUUCUGUAUCUUCUACACAACUCAUGCGAUCCAUGUCGGCUACAGUAAACUUUCUACGCAAUGAGAUGGACGCUAUCAUAUUUCCGUAUUUAAACAAAGUAGGCAUCAACAGCAUGCCCAAUGCCUAUGCCAUGUUGAUGGGACGUCAGAUAUAUGAGGUAAAACAAUCACCUGUCACUAACAUUCAGAAGCCAGAAUUAAAUUCUACUGAGUACUGUAACAAAUACUUGGACGAUGAGCAAUUCAUUGGGUUUGAGUUCAAGAGGAAGGGAUAUAAGACCAUGUGGAGUGAGGAUUGGGACAUGGGAGCGUUCAAUUGGUUGGCAUGCAAAGGGUUUCUGAGGCCACCGGUCGAUCAUUACAUGAGGUAACAUUUAACAUCAUACCUUGGUAAAACUAAAAAAUUUACUAUAAUAUUUUGAUCUAUUACUAAAUUUAAUACCUGUAGAAUACUGUAAUGCUAAAACAUAAUAACUUUGUUGUAUAGUUACCUUGUUUUAGACCCUUCCAACUCCAAUUAGAGAAACAGAAGCCUUUCACGAUAAACAAGACUUUACCGUCAUUCGAGCUCCAGAUGAAGACCAGCAACAGUAGUACACUUCAGAAGGAUCGUAUGUACAAAGAUUUGUGUAAAGAACCACACGAGUACCAGAUGGACUACUUACAAAAGUUCAUCGAUGCUUAUCAAGAUAAGCCCAAGUUCUCGAUUACCUGGAGUGCUUACCUUGCUCAUGAUGAUACUAAUGCGCUGUAUCAUGUAGACUUGUACUACAAGAAGUUCUUUAGAAGGAAUAGAGAAAAGGUAUUAUAUUUAGUGGCGAGGGGGUAAACUUGGUCUUUUUACGAAAGUGGGGCGGGUUAAAAAUAUAUUUUUUGCUUAUGAAGCACUUUCAAAUUAUGCUACAUGAGAGCGAACAAAAUGUUACUAGGUAUUAUUAGGUACACGAUACCACUAAAAAGUAAAAUGUAACGUAAUUGUAAUCUUUAGUUCUCCAACUCAUUCAUCUUUAUCAUGGGAGAUCACGGUAAUCGCUACGAUAAGAUAAGAGCUACAAAGCUCGGUGAAGCUGAAGAGAAGAACCCAGCCUUGCUGUUAACCCUACCUGAACAUCUUCGUGAAAACAAAGCGAUAAAAGACAGUAUUAGCAAGAACACCUUACAAUUGACUACUCACUUUGACACUUAUGCCACUUUGGUCGACAUUGCUCAUGUAAGUUAGCUUAUAUCUAUGUUAAAGUACUAGUUUUUAGCUAAAAACUACUAUUCGUAAAUUUACAGCUAUACAUAAUAUUACUGCAAAAAUUUAGAACAACUACUCUACAACCUCCACUACGUCAAACUCCACAAAACCUCACAGACCAAGCCAUCUAGACAUCAUCGGAGAGUCAUAUCUUCACCCUUACAACCUCUCAAAGCCUCGAAACUGUAAUAACCAAAGAAUAUCUUUCGAUUACUGUAACUGUCAGUUUAAAGAAAGCCUUGUAAACAACACAGACCUUAUCAACAACAUCUCCAAGUUCGUGUUAACCACAGUAAACGAAGCCAUUGCACGGCACAACUACUCUGACGUAUGUUCUAUAUUAGAAUUGGCCAAGAAUCAUAAGCCAGAAGUAUAUGAGUUUGAACCGAAAAUUAAUUUUGACACGUACAAGGUUACUGUAAAAGUAGAACCGAGUGGAGGAUUACUGUGGGGUUAUGUUAAGGCUGUAGAUGGAGGUAAUAGUGGAUUCAGAUUGAUUUCUGAGAGAUUCGCUAGAAUGGAUUCUUAUCGAGAUACUGCGUUCUGUUGUAAUGACACUAAUGUAAGUGUAUAUCGUUCGUAUAUCUCACAAAUGCCACAGUAGAGUACGAUACUGUAGUACGUAAGAACAUGACUUAAGAUACUUUAUUAGAUAGAUGUAACCCUUAUAAUGACAUAGUUAUUGUUACCUACUCUUUUCAGAUACGACCAUACUGUUUCUGUAAAGAACUCUUGACAAGACCAAUUAGACUUAACUAUGUAUAACCUAAACCUUCAGUAACGUGCCUACUAUCUAUAUCAUCAACAAUAUCUCUACUUCCACUCUCCAAAAGAAUAGUACAAAUUUAUUUAUUUCACUGUAAAGAAUGUCACCAAAACCAAAAAUUACGGUAGGACGCCGGUUUUUGACCCAAUAGUACAGUAGUAUACUAUUUACUUCUUUCCAGUAGGAGUGUUAUCAGUGAUAGAUGGAGGUCCGCCCAUUCCAAUGAAAGUCCUCUUGAAUCUCGCAAAAUCUAGUCCAUUGACUGCGGCCAAGACAGCGGCCAAAAGAGUCAAAAGCAUAAAGAAUCUCAUUUCUACUGCAGUAGCUACUGUAAUAUCAAACAGCUUUUACUGGUAA
This is a messenger RNA of Bursaphelenchus okinawaensis, 3128 nucleotides long. The record is from the annotation of a GenBank genome assembly. NCBI's taxonomy places the organism in Eukaryota, Metazoa, Nematoda, Chromadorea, Rhabditida, Aphelenchoididae.